GGGUGGAGAAGAGCAAAAACAAAAACAAAGGAACCAAAAAGAUACCAACAAAGCACAAAGGAAAAGGAAAGCUUGGUUGAGGCGCAAAGGAUAAAAAGGCUCAUCACCCCCACAAACCCAGUGGCAGGAAAAACCUACCCAAGUGAUCAAAGAGAUAUAAGAGAGAGAUUCAGAAACUCUAUGCCCUUCUUCCCCUUUUCUUCUACAAAGACCAACAUCAUCCAUCAAAUAUCAAAUAUCAACGAAGAAAGCAAGUGAUGAAAUAUACGUAACCAGCCAGAACGUACCCAGAAGCUCUAGAUUUGUAACUUUUCCUAUAUUCUUAGUUACACAUACAAAGAUGUGCGGGAAGAAGGAAGAAGAUGAAGGAGAAUGUUCUCAAAGUCUCAAUAAUAUUAACAUACACGGCUUCCAAGAACAAUUACUUCUUCAUCAACAACAACAACAGAUGCAACAAAACAGUGACAUGUAUGGAGGCGGUAGAGGAUUGAUUUUCCCUCAUGAAGUUUCACCAAUCUUACAGCCAUGGUCUCUCCCUCCGAUCCACGCCUUCAACCCGGCCCACUUCUCGGCAAACCCGGUCCAAGACCACGACCCAUUUCUUGUCCCUCCCCCGCCAUCAUCAUAUGCCGGUUUGUUUAACAGGAGAGCUCCUUCUCUACAGUUUGCCUAUGAUGGAUCGUCAUCGGACCAUCUCCGAAUCAUAUCCGACACUCUCGGACCGGUGGUUCAACCCGGUUCCGCUCCGUUUGGGCUUCAAGCCGAGUUGGGUAAAAUGACUGCCCAAGAAAUCAUGGAUGCCAAGGCUCUUGCAGCUUCUAAGAGUCACAGUGAGGCUGAGAGGAGGAGAAGAGAGAGAAUCAACAACCAUCUUGCUAAGCUGCGUAGCUUAUUACCCAGCACCACCAAAACGGACAAAGCUUCAUUGUUAGCAGAAGUAAUACAACACGUUAAAGAGCUUAAGCGCCAGACUUCUUUGAUAGCGGAAACCAGUCCAGUACCCACUGAAGUUGAUGAGCUAACCGUUGAUGCAUCGGAUGAGGACGGUAAGUUUGUGAUCAAAGCCUCGCUUUGCUGUGAAGACAGGUCUGAUCUCUUGCCUGACCUCAUCAAGACCUUGAAAGCUUUACGUUUAAGAACCUUAAAAGCUGAGAUUACAACACUGGGAGGACGUGUGAAGAACGUGCUUUUCAUUACUGGGGAAGAGGAUUCGAGUAGUAGCGGCGGCGAGCAAAACCAGCAACAACAACAGCAGCAGCAAUAUUGUAUAAGUUCAAUUCAAGAAGCGCUUAAGGCGGUGAUGGAGAAGACUACUGGGGACGAGUCUUCUUCAGGGAAUGUUAAGAGACAAAGGACUAAUAUCAAUAUCCUUUAAUACAGGCCGCUUUAACUAAAUUACUAAGGCCUUCACUUCUUGUGAUCUUUUUUUUCUAAUUCUUCGAUCUUUUGCUUCUUCUUUUUUUUUUUCUUUCUUGUGGGAGUGGUUUUUUGGUGUGUUUUUUUAUGUAUUUGCACCAAUGAAGAAAUCGGUAAUGAUGGUAUGUUUUGUGUGCCUGCAUCAGUUCAAAAAAUAGCAAGUGUGUGUGUAAGAGAGAGAGAGACAAAGAGAAAGACUGAAAGAGAGGAUGCUUGUAGCUGAUGCCUUCGAGGGAUUUCCAUUUUGCUGUAUUUUUGUUUGGUUGUUCAGAAGAUUGCACACGCAGACACUCACACAGAGAGAGGGAGAGAGAGAGAGAGAGAGAGAGAUGUGCUUGGGUUGUUAGGAAGGGAAAUAACAGUGAAGGAUCUUUUUCGUAGGGAGAGAAACCUUAUAUUAAAUCCUAACAUAGAAAAUGUGGACUUCAUGGGCUCUCUGAUCCGAUUUGAACUCAAACAUGCAGUCUGAGGUAAUGUUUGUUUCUUACUCUCUCUCUCUCUCUCUCUCUCUCUCUCUCUCUCUCUCUUCAAGGCACUGGUGGAAGUAUAAUCAUUCAUGAGAAUAGUGACGAUUUAGUUCUCGUCAUGUGCUCCGUCUCUCUCUUCAGGCCACUGGUGGAAGUAUAUAUAAUGAUUCAUGAGAAUAGUGACGAUCCAGUUCUCGUCAUGUGCUCCGUCCCCACAUGGCCACCACCACCACCACCACUGAACUCCUCCAUCCAUCCGUACAACAAUCUUUCAGGCCGCCCAGCUCUUGUUUCAGUAAAGGAAAAAAAAAAAAAAAAAAACCCUAAUGAGGCAUGCACGUCUAGUGUCACGAGGGAGCUAGUGAUGGCCUGAUUUAGAGAAUGUGCAUAAGACAAUAUUGUAUUCGACCUUUUGGCUUUCAUGUCCUCUUUCUUGGGUUUUCUUUUUUGAAGCUUUUUUUGGUCUGUAUUUAAUAUAUUAAUUUGCAUUAUGGAACCUGCAUUUCAUCUAUAUAUUUUCUUCUCAAAUAUCAAAUCUGUUUCUUUGUAUGAGCC
Messenger RNA from Alnus glutinosa, 2438 nucleotides. Its product is annotated as transcription factor bHLH30. The transcript has 3 exons. The coding region runs from base 341 to 1375 and encodes 344 amino acids. Gene Ontology annotation, molecular function: DNA-binding transcription factor activity; protein dimerization activity. Gene Ontology annotation, biological process: regulation of DNA-templated transcription. NCBI's taxonomy places the organism in Eukaryota, Viridiplantae, Streptophyta, Magnoliopsida, Fagales, Betulaceae. The record is from RefSeq and is a predicted model, not a curated record.